Dichotomopilus funicola is the source of this 780-nucleotide messenger RNA. RefSeq lists its product as uncharacterized. The record is from RefSeq and is a predicted model, not a curated record. Lineage: Eukaryota; Fungi; Ascomycota; Sordariomycetes; Sordariales; Chaetomiaceae. The transcript is spliced from 2 exons. The coding region runs from base 1 to 780 and encodes 259 amino acids.
AUGAGCUCCUGGAGCGCCGGCGAUCGGGUUUGGGCGGUGGUUGUCCGCGACAGGUUCUGUCUGCCCGGCAUUCUUGUCCUCCACCGCAGUCUGCAAAAAUACGGUUCGGUAUAUCCUUUGUUCGCCAUCCUAUCGCGAGAGACCGAAGACAGGCGCGAUGUCGAUCGAGCCCUAGCAGUUGCGGGCAUCCCGUCGGUUCAAUCCCUAGGAGCCAACCCCCACAACGCCUACAUCCAUUAUCCGGGGGAUCUGUACAAACUCGCCACGUGGGGAGUGUUGAACCAGGGAAUAUCGAUAAUAGGUCUCCUCGACAGCGACCAACGAGUCUUUGCCAACAUCGACCACCUACUGGCAGGGGAGCAGGUCGGGACCGAGGAAAUUGCCGCUAUCAACCUCCUCACUGCCCAUCCCAACACCAUCAUCCUGCGCCCUUCAACAACCAAAUUCCACCAGAUCCAAAACGCGCUACCCAUGUUUGGGAUGGCCACUCCCACGGCCAUGACAGCUAUAUUACGGUAUUACUUUCAUGGCAAGAAUCAGGGGCUAGGUGUCGAAUACGACACUUUGGAGACGGCACUCUCCACUUCUACAGGAUACAGGGUGGUCAAGUACAAUCGUGCCAGACCAUGGGUUAGGAGGGGAGGAAGACGCAUUGGUGCCUGGUGGAGGGUAUGGAGGUUGUUGGAAAGGGAGUGGACUGGGAAUAAUGCGGGAAGGGAUAAAAAGAGGUUAUGGCAGGGGUUUCUGGAACCGUUGGUAACCAGCAACGACUCGGUGUGA